ACCGCGCUGUUUCUUGAAAUUUUAAUCCACUUUGAGUUCCGAUAUUCACUGUGUCUGUGUAUAAUAUAUAUACACAUUGUACAUACUUAUCGAGCUAUUCUGUAAAGGAAAUGAUAGCUAGCCCUCAUGAGCCCCACUACUUCGUGGAGAAAGAUUCCUCAGCGCUCCUCCAAACGUAUUGAUCCCUUCAGGUUUUGUGCACAAGCGAGGCUGGGACAUGGUUGCUGCCCUCACCUGAGUUGAACUUUUCUGCCAACAAGAGGUGUUCUCUUUAUCUCAGGAUUGAUUGACAUUAGCAGGCUGAUUUGCUUUAAAUCUGUGUUGGGUUGGGGGGUUUUGAUUAUAUGUUCCAACGUUGGGAAGGUCCUUUCAAUGGAAAUUUAGACUGUUGGGUGAAUUUAGUCAUGCGUAUGUGUGAAAGGAGCUAGUAGAAAUGUGUAUGGCCAACAAUCGCUGGACUCAGGAUUUCUGGCUUAUGCAGUGAGACUAGUAAUCUACUUAAUUCUGCCAGAAGAAAAUAGGGUUUGCAAUGGCUCAAGCAAUGGAUAUUGAUGAUGUUUAUUUGGCUGGGAUUAUGGAAGUUUUGCCUGAUGCAGUAGUUCAGUAUAUGUUGUCAUCUAUUAGGAAUGCUAGAGAUGUGGCCAUAUGCGCCUGUGUCUGUCAAAGAUGGAGAGAGGCAAUGGUACAUGUACGGAGCCUUUAUUUUCCUCGAACAGUCUGUGAUGAGAAAAUUAAUCAAUCUGAUGCUGUUGUUAACCGAAUGGUUUUGUCAACAUCUUCAUUGGAAGAGCUGAUUGUCUACUGUCCAUUUUCUGGAAAGAGUUUGCUAGCCUGGUUGUCUCACACAAGCAAAACGUUGAAGCAUUUGGAACUCCGGAUGGACAACUUGGGAGAGAAAAACCCUGGACCUAAUUGUCCUAGUACACUUGAUUACAUUGCAUCUUCACCUCACUUGGAAAGCCUCAAGUUGUGGGGCGUCUCCUUGAAACAGCUACCUGCUUGGAAUCCCUUUAUAAAACUUCAUACAUUGGAAGUGGUUGGUGUUCGUGCACAGGACACCGCUCUUUAUAAUAUGCUUCUUGCAUGCCCGAUGCUGAAGAACUUGGCUCUACUUGGUUGUGAUGGUGCCAAGGUAGUCGACAUUGAGUUGAAGCAUCUAGAGCAGUGCAGACUUGAUUUUUAUGGUAUAGGAGAUUGCUUUCUCAACAUAACUGCCCCUAAACUUCAAGUUUUUGAGAUUCAAGGGGCUGCUUGGAUACGAUUGAGGGGAGAUCAUUCCUUACGGCAGCUGUCAAUAGCUAAUAAUGCAGGCAAGGUAAGUAAAGUGGAGUGUGGAAGACUAUCAGACUUAGAGUCCUUAUCAAUGCGAGGAGUGCAGUGGUCCUGGGAUGCUAUAGACACUGUUUUGCAGUCUGCAACUGAGGUGAAGAACUUGGUGAUGAAAAUUGAGUUUAGUGGAGACACGGACAGAUUACUGCCCUUUCCAGAGAUAAACCUUGUUGAUUUUUUUACCAGCCAUCCAAGACUAACCAACUUUGAAGUACACGGUGCCAUGUUUGCUGCAUUGUCACAAAAAAACAGCCUGUUACGGUUGGAUGACUCAUUCUCCAUGCCUUGCUUGGAAGAAAUAUCGAUCACGGUGAGGUCACCUCUGAAUGCUGACCAGAAAAUGACGACUCUAGAAUCAUUAGUCAAACAUGGCAGACAGCUGAGAAGAUUAACUGUAAGAGUUAGCCAAAUGAAGAAUUGCCAAGAAACAGCAGACAAAUUUUUUGAAAAAGUUUUAAGGUUCAAGCAGAGGAGUCAUAUUGUCAUUAUUGAGUAGUUCUUUUAUUUUGGGAAAAUAUGUCUGGUUUAUUGCUUAGUGGCGAUUCUUAAAAUGGUACAAUCUUGCUAAUUGUAAGGCAUUCUUUCCUUGGGCUGGGGAUUCUGCAGUGGUAGUUAUUAAUCUUCAGAAUAUAGAAUUGCGAUGUUCUGUCCGUGAUAAUGAAUUGGUUGUUUCUGAAGAGGGCUGUUGAGUUAUGUGCUUUAAUCCUUUAUUUUGGAGCCUGACAACAGCAGUUAAUUUGAUGAUAAUGUCUGGUUUCUCUUGAUUGGAUUAAUGUUGAGCUCUGAGCCUCACGCUCAAAAUUUUUGCUCUAUUUGUAAUAGCAUAUGUUGCAAGUGAUGGGCAUUUACUUCUUUUUAUACAUAAGAGGGGCACUUUUCCUUUA
Molecule: messenger RNA, 2213 nt
Organism: Cryptomeria japonica (Japanese cedar)
Lineage: Eukaryota; Viridiplantae; Streptophyta; Pinopsida; Cupressales; Cupressaceae
Product: F-box protein At1g10780
Exons: 4
Coding region: 530-1825 (431 amino acids)
Molecular function (GO): protein binding
Source: RefSeq, a predicted model, not a curated record